Porites lobata is the source of this 1185-nucleotide messenger RNA. The record is from the annotation of a GenBank genome assembly. NCBI's taxonomy places the organism in Eukaryota, Metazoa, Cnidaria, Anthozoa, Scleractinia, Poritidae.
UUCGUAGGUGAAAUAUUAUUUAAUACUUUUGCCGAGCGGUUUAACUUUGAUGUUCAGAAAGCUCUGAUUCCAGCCAUUGAAAUGGAGGUCAAAACCUUAGCUCUUCUUAUUACAAAAUCAAUUUUUGUAAUUAUUGUGAUGCUUUUAUCAGUCAUCGGAAAUUCUCUUGUGUUAGCCGUUGUGCGUCGAAAUCCACGUCUUCGAACCAUCACCAACGCGUACGUCAUUAAUCUGGCAAUUGCUGAUAUCCUUAUGGCUCUCUUCUGUAUGCCUUUGACGAUAAUCUCUCUGAUAACUGUUCAGUGGUCCCUGGGAGAGUUCAUGUGCAAGUUCCAAGCCAUCCUUGGAGUAUCAAUGUCUUUUCUUUCCCUGCAAAUAAUGACUUUGAUGGCUGUGAACCGAUACUUUCGAAUCGUUCACCCAAGGAAAUUUCCAUCCAUAUUUACCAAGCGGUCUACAAUAGUGAUGAUAUGCACAAUAUGGAUUUUCGGACUUUGUUUUGGUGAAAUAUAUGUUUGGGCGGGCGGCGGAGAGAUAGCCUACAUCACUAAAGCAGGGACCUGUUUCCCACGUUACAUCCCACUGGCUGUCGCCAUAAUCGGCUACGUUGUUCCUUCAGGUCUGAUGGUUUUGUGUUAUUUUCUAGUUUAUAGAGCUGUGCGCAAACACUCUAUGACAGUAACAUGCUCGCUGCAGCGCGGGAACCUGCAGUCUGCAGGCCCCAGCUGCGAAGAACUCAGGACCACUAAAAUACUCUUUGUUGUCAUGCUUGGAUUCAUUCUCUGCUGGGUUCCAACCCAAGUUAUCGGUAUACUUCUUGGUAAAUUGAUGAAGACUCUCCCACCUGAGUAUCCAACGAUCUGUUUUACCCUAAUCUACCUCUCAUCUGCCGUUAAUCCUAUAAUUUACGGAGUCAUGAAUCAUAAAUUUCGAAAAGAGUUCAAGAACUUACUUUUGUCUCUCAAGGAUGGGGUGGCAGGAAUGUGCCCUAUUUCAAUGAGAAGAUGGUUCAAAACGAGUACGGCAAACCAUGGCCAUCAAGAACUUUUGGUUUUAAGAGCUAUUUGUGUGAGCCCCUUGCCUCCUCCUUGCCAAUUGCAAAGUACAGAUGGUCAACUAUCGAAAAACUCCAUUUGGCGAAGAUUUAUAAACAAACAGUACAAGAUGCAAGAGAGUGUCGCAUGA